This is a messenger RNA of Biomphalaria glabrata, 4132 nucleotides long. RefSeq lists its product as uncharacterized. NCBI's taxonomy places the organism in Eukaryota, Metazoa, Mollusca, Gastropoda, Planorbidae. The transcript is spliced from 2 exons. Bases 539 to 1444 code for a protein of 301 amino acids. The record is from RefSeq and is a predicted model, not a curated record.
GUCCUCAUCAGACAAGACUAGACUUGUAAUGACGAGGAAAUGAAUACUUUAGAAGUAUGAACGAAAGAACUUAUUUGAAUCAUUGAGACUUUUGAGUCAGAAAAGUUUGUUUCGUUAACAGUAUGUUCAGCUCAACUUGAAAACAUGUCGUUGAUUUUAAAUUUCCUGAUUUGUUUCGGUUUUUAUCGAGACAUGGAGACAGGAGAAGACUAUUCAGUUGGAAUAUAGUGUACACAAUUGAGUACACAUUGAAGAAAAAGACGCUCAAGCUUUGCAAUGUUCACUUGCCAGUGACAUAGCUGGAUAUGUUUACAAUUAUAGGACCCUUCGCACGAUGCCUGUAGUGCAUAUUGUUUAUUUUAAUGCCUACUUGAAAAUCUGCAGAAAAUAAAAGACAUAUCGGCAGGCAGUAUGAAUAAGUUCUGUACAAACAAUAUUCACUUUCAUUACAAGUUCAUUGAGUGUGCUAAACAACAAUAAAACAAACUGUUCAACUGUUCAUCUCUGUUCAUCUCUGUUGGAUCAAUAACAAAAAAAGAUGAACUCUUCUAGCAGGAGCAAAGAGAGCUUCAGGGGAUUUAAAUCGUUGUCUUUUCGACACAAGGGAAAUAAUAAGAUUGUAAAGUCUCAUUCAUGCAGGAGUUUUAGAAAACCACCCACAGAAACGUACACAAACAUCAUCGCCGACGAUUCCGGCCGGAAUGUCAUAUCGGAAGUUUACGGCAAUUCCAGUUGUCAAACUUUGCCCCCGGAAAGUCACAUCCCCACAAGGCUUUCCGCACUUGAUUGGGCGAGAUGGAAAUUCUCACUUUUUCGUGAUUCGCUAAAGAAGCGGAAUAAUGACCGAUUUAUAGAGAAAGAUUUCGAGUACAAAGAGUGUGAUGACAACGCCGAUUGUUAUGAUACUCCAAAAGACUGUCAGGGUAUACACAAGUCUGAGAGUGGCGUGAAUGAAUAUUCAAACACUCUUUGUAAAGAGAAGUCUCAAAGCGCUGACAAUGUCAACAAAAAGACCACCCGUCAGCACACACUCGCUGGCCGAUUUCAUAUAGUUCGCUGGAUAGCGUCGAAAGUGUUGAAACUUCGGCGUCAUGCCUCUAAAAGGCCGAGAGUUACCAGAAGUAAUUACGAAAUGGCCCGCCCCAUAGAGGAGUCAGACAGCGUGUCCAUGACAUCAAGUAACGCUGACCCCGUGUACAUGGACCCUGUCCUCGCCUUCCCUGACCAGUGCAGUCCGGAGAAUGUCGUUGAGGUCCACAGAGAAUCGAACCCGUAUUUUGAGCUUGAGCCAGAGCAGCAAUACGAGACCGUGACCAUUGAUUCUGAUUCGAAGCCUGCGUUGUCAUUAACUAAGAACGCGGCACCGAGUCAGUACGCCAAGCUAGGAGAACAUAACAAGGUCUGUGAUGGAAAUAUUUAUGGCGAGUUGUCUCCAGGAUGCUAACCCUAGUACAUAACUCUAACAAUUUUCAAAAUAUAUGAUAGUUUAAUGAAAUCAUAAUUUUAACAUGACUUUCUAUUAUGAUUCUUUAUUGUCUGGUGUGACUACAGAGCCCCAACCACGAGACUAACUCUGCUUUAUAUGGAUUAUUUUAUCACAGAUAAGGAAUAUUUGAGACAAAAAGGAAAUCUACUGCCUAGGACAGACGUUAACGGCGAGAAGAGAAAAACCGAUAACCAGUGGUUAACACGGUCAAGUCAACGCUGGAAGCUGCAAACUAGGGUUUGCCUAGCCACGUGAAAUACUGCAUUCUUCCUUCAUCUAUAGAUUCAAAAAACUAGACAUUAUUAUUUAUUAUAAAAUAAAAAUCUAAGUUUCAGAUAUAUGUUUAUUUCUUUACUAUUAAGUACUGGGAAUAAUUUAUAUAACUCAUUAUUACAAAAGAAAAUGUUUGGUUUAUUGAGAAAAUGUACCAUUGUAUAAUCGUAAAGCGAAUGAGCUAUGCUAAUUGUGUUUUUCCUUGAUAAGCUGUUGUGUAGAAGAUUUGGAAAGCAGCAAUGGAUGUUGGGUCUGUGAGACUAUAUUUAUAAGAGAUGGUUGGGCGAACUUGAAAAUUACUGCAUUACAAAAUGAAUUAAGUAUGUUUCACGUGGUCAGGAAGAAAAAAAAAGCAUCUUUCAUUGUCCCUUCCAAUAUGCCGUUCCUCAAGGCCCUCUCCACGGUCAUGUUGCAGUACAGAGUAACCCUCAUGAAGCUAAGCCCCAGUUCUCACAGUGUUGGAGGAACCGGACUUAGCUCAAGUGGUCAUGACUCCACAGUUGUUGAUAGGAGAAGUUAGGGCUGAGAGUCGAUGCCCACAGUUGUUGAUAGGAGAACUUAGGGCUGAGAGUCGAUGCCCACAGUUGUUGAUAGGAGAACUUAGGGCUGAGAGUCGAUGCCCACAGUUGUUGAUAGGAGAACUUAGGGCUGAGAGUCGAUGCCCACAGUUGUUGAUAGGAGAACUUAGGGCUGAGAGUCGAUGCCCACAGUUGUUGAUAGGAGAACUUAGGGUUGAGAGUCGAUGAAGAGCCACCCUCUCUAAUAGCUGAUUUUUUUCCCCUUCGGCUAAACUUUUAAUUGGAAAGUCACAAUGGGACGCCACAGUUGACACGUCAUUGUUUUUAAAAAAGCCCUGAAGAAAAAUGAAGAAAAAUAGAAGUUAAGUGACUUGUCUAUUGUAGAUUGUCACGAUAAACUAAACCAUUUGCAGCACACUAAAUUGAACUGUUGCCUAACUAAAUGAAGAACAAGCGAGCUAUAAUUUUAAUAAGAGCCAAUCACUAGGUGGGGGCGCGGUGGCUAAUUGUUAAGCGGUUGGCUUCCUAACCUGGAGUCCGAAUUUUGGUGUAGAAUGAGAAUUUGAAUUUCGGGAUUUUUAUGGUGCCCAUGAGUCCACCCGACUCUAAUGAGUACCUGACUUACGUUGGGGAAAGUAAAGACGGUUGGACGUUGUGCUGGCCACAUGACACUCUACUCGUCAACUAAUGGCUAAUCAGAUGACUUUUACAUCAUCUGCCCUAUAGAUCCAAAGGUCUGAAAGGGGAACUUUACUUUCAUCACUAGGCGAUGUAGUUAAUUUUUCAUUCCCCCCCCCCCCCCCGUCUUUGAUUACCUCUAGUUGAACACGUCAUUUUAAUUAAAUUUUAAUUCAUUGAGUAACAGUCUAAUAUUGAAAUUGGCUAAAACUUGGUUCUGCAGUCCUAAACAGGGCAAAUAAAUAUCAUAGACUUAAAAAAAACAACACCCUAACCUAUCAACACUUUCUGUAUGUCGUACGCCGGAAACACCAAAAAGCUUUCUUGUUUUUCGUGAUAAAAAUCUCCAAAUAGAAUAUAAGUGAAAUGAUUGAGUGAAUAUGUACAGAGAAUGAAUGCCCAGCUGCCAAUGUUUUUUUUUUAAACCAUUAAUUUCUAAGUUUUUAAUAUGAAAACUGAUGAUGAAGACAAACUUCGCAAUACGCCAAAUAAUAAAUUAGUUUAAUUACACUCGAGAAACUAUCGUAAAGAAUAAAUACAUGACAUUACAUUGUCUUGGUGUAAAUUGUAUUGUAAAUAUCAUAUUUAUUUAUAUUCCAAAAAUUUACACUAAAAACACGCAAGCUUAUUCACAUGUGCAUGACUGGCCUGUGGGCAGUUUUUAUUUGAACUAUAGCUCGUUCCCACAUCACAGGUCGUAACUGUAGACAGGUGACAUGGCAACGAGCUAUUGGUCUAAACUGCCCACAGACUUAACGUUGCAGGCCUUCUAUAACGAUGGUCACGGUUUCUGUAACCCAGUUACCUUUCCUACGUUUAGUGAGUACUGGAAAUCAUUCAAAGCUGUUCUCAUGAAAAACAAAAGAAUAAAAAUAAAUUUAAAAAAAGGGUAUUUAUUGUUUACAAAUAUGUAUUUAUUGCAUGCGUGUAAAGGCUUAAACGUGAUUUUAUUAUUUUCCGUAUAUAUUUAUAAUUAUUUUUAACAUUUCAUUUUUGUGAAAUUUGAGAUAAGAGCCUCAUCAUCCCCUGUUGUGUAUUUAUAUUUCUUGUGUGUUGUGAACUGAUCUGUUCUUGUGUGUCAAAAUGUGUUGGUGUCCAGGUCAGCUUGUGUGUGUGUGUACUGUGUUAUCGUGAACUGUUUUGUUACUCUUGUUCAAUAAAACCUAGGAUCAAGACA